UGUCUCCUUUAGUCUGGAGCCCCUCAGAGGCAGAAGCACAGGCGCGUGCGUGUGUGCGCGUGGAUGCAGCCAAUCAGCUGCGGGCGCAGAUGACGUACCGCUGUCCUGCGUCAGCCCCAAGCGCCGCGAGCUUCUGGACUCCACACACACUGCAGACUGCGAGACCCGCACCAGGACCCGCACCAGGACCCGCAGCCGGACCCGCGCCAGGACCCAGGAGUAGUGCAGCCCGAGACAGUGGACCUCACCGCGGCCUUCUUCACAGACCUGGACUCGGACUGGGACUCGGACAUGGGAGACAUGGGGGACCCGCCGAAAAAAAAGCGGCUCGUCUCGCUGUGCGUGGGCUGCGGAAACCAGAUCCACGACCAGUACAUCCUGCGCGUGUCCCCGGACCUGGAGUGGCACGCGGCUUGUCUCAAGUGCGCGGAGUGCAACCAAUACCUGGACGAGUCUUGUACGUGCUUCGUGCGGGACGGAAAGACCUACUGUAAACGGGACUAUAUCAGGUUGUACGGAGUCAAAUGUGCCAAGUGCAACAUCGGCUUCAGUAAGAACGACUUCGUCAUGCGCGCACGAGCGCAGGUCUACCACAUCGAGUGUUUCCGUUGCGUGGCGUGCAGUCGCCAGCUCAUCCCCGGGGACGAGUUCGCGCUGCGCGAGGAUGGCCUGUUCUGCCGCGCGGACCAUGACGUGGUGGAGCGCGCGACCCUGGGCCCCGGGGACCCCCUGAGUCCGCUGCACCCCGCCAGACCACUGCAGAUGGCAGCGGAGCCGGUGUCGGCGCGGCAGCCUGCCCUCCGGCCUCAUGUGCACAAACAGCCGGAGAAGACUACGCGAGUGCGUACGGUACUUAAUGAGAAGCAGCUCCACACUCUGCGCACGUGCUACAACGCUAACCCCCGACCUGAUGCCCUCAUGAAAGAGCAGCUGGUGGAGAUGACCGGCCUCAGCCCAAGGGUCAUCCGUGUCUGGUUCCAGAACAAACGCUGCAAAGACAAGAAGAGAAGCAUCCUCAUGAAGCAACUACAGCAGCAGCAGCCCAACGACAAGACGAACAUCCAGGGUAUGACGGGGACUCCCAUGGUGGCAGCCAGCCCGGAGCGCCACGAUGGAGGUCUGCAGGCCAACCCUGUGGAGGUGCAGACGUACCAGCCCCCCUGGAAGGUCCUCAGUGAGUUCGCCCUGCAGAGCGAGCUGGAGCAGCCCGCCUUCCAGCAACUGGUCAGCUUCUCGGAGGGAGGCCCCGGUUCCAACUCGACAGGCAGCGAGGUGGCAUCCAUGUCGUCGCAGCUGCCGGACACGCCCAACAGCAUGGUGUCCAGCCCCAUAGAGGCCUGAGCGGACACGUGCAUGCGCGGUGACCACCUCAUGGCCUGAGCGGACACGCGCACCGCGUGGCUGUACACUGUGAAGACAAUCAAGGAUUAUUCCUGACGUUAUACCGACGGAGCCUCACGGGCGUUUGCCGCCAGAGACUCGGGACGUCCCGGGGACUUUUUUUUGCCAAACCCCGUCCAGUUGGGCCGCGCGCAGACUCACUCUCGGGACGGACGAGAGAGCACUCCUCCGGGCAUGGCCGCGCGCACGGCCGCGCGCUCCCGGACCUGUCUCCGUGUGUCCGAGCUCUUCUGUUCCAAAGAUGUUUAUUUGUUAGCUCCGGAAGAACAUGUUCGUUUGGUCCCGUGCAACAAGAUUUAUGAUUAUUUAUUAUUUAUUGUCAAAGCAUUUGCCACAUUUU
Periophthalmus magnuspinnatus is the source of this 1741-nucleotide messenger RNA. RefSeq names its product ISL LIM homeobox 1a (gene isl1a). The transcript has 6 exons. Gene Ontology annotation, cellular component: nucleus. Gene Ontology annotation, biological process: positive regulation of transcription by RNA polymerase II; neuron fate specification; axonogenesis. NCBI's taxonomy places the organism in Eukaryota, Metazoa, Chordata, Actinopteri, Gobiiformes, Gobiidae. The record is from RefSeq and is a predicted model, not a curated record. The coding region runs from base 292 to 1341 and encodes 349 amino acids. Gene Ontology annotation, molecular function: cis-regulatory region sequence-specific DNA binding; DNA-binding transcription factor activity, RNA polymerase II-specific.